AUGGGGUGUUACAUUUCUCUUGUUUCAGCUUUUGUGGCUAAGUUAGCGGAAUCUGAUUCAUUGGCCAAACGGCCAGGUUCUGAGUGGAGAACUAGUAAGAACAUUGACAAUGGGAAUGGAGACGAAAUUGUGUAUAAUUGGAGGGAACAAACAUCUACUCCGGAAUGUCUUUCAACACAGCUUAGAACAUGUUUGAUUAAACAAUUUACAUACACAAAAUGUGGUCUUCAAUUUGCUGAAUAUAUUUUGAGGAAUUCAAAGGUACUGGACACAAUGUCAAUCAAGAGUGCUUCAUUCGUAAAUGAAAAUGUCAAGCACCAAAUGUUAAUGAUAUUAGCUUCGGAGGAAUUCAAAGCGUUUAAGUCCGUGGGUAGCUAUGGGUUGUUUCAUGAUGGGUGUUUCAAUAAUCUUCUUCUAAGAUCUGUCUUCUUCUACUCAACAAGAAAGGAAAAGGGUGCAGAUCCAUCAUUGACCGAGUUCUAUUUUCGCACACAUCGGAAAAAGGAUCAAAGUUGGGUUGGAGUUCAUGUUGAAUCUACAUAUGAUAAAUUUGAACAGAAAAAGUUGGAGAUUUCUUCCCAGAAUCCAACUAUUCCAGGAGAGGACGAAGCUGAUAGUCAACCAACUAAUGAAAUGCCACCUGAUUUGGAUAUAUGGGCAGAGUCGGUUGGAAAGAAGAAAGGGAAUAGGGUAUUUGGUCUUGGAACCGCAUCUAAGACUUUGGUUUUUGUAUCAAAGAAACACUCAAGUCUUUCAAGUGACUCUCAAGAGGUUGAUGUCUUGAGAAGUCAAGUCCAUGCUUUAAAUGCAUCGUUGCAAAGACAAGAACAAGAGAAGAUGGUGAUGAGGCAACAAUUGCAUCGAAAAGAAGAAAAGAUGGCCGAAGCGAAUAAUAAAAUUUCAUUUUUAAUGAACCAUUUAGGAUUUAUUGGGUUUUCUUCUCAUCCACCACAACCCACUAAUGAAAGUGAUCACUUAAAUGAAGAUGGCGUCGAUGAAACAAAUGAAGAAGACCUUAGUAAUGAAUUUUGA
Molecule: messenger RNA, 1032 nt
Organism: Vicia villosa (hairy vetch)
Lineage: Eukaryota; Viridiplantae; Streptophyta; Magnoliopsida; Fabales; Fabaceae
Exons: 6
Coding region: 1-1032 (343 amino acids)
Source: RefSeq, a predicted model, not a curated record